This is a messenger RNA of Oxyura jamaicensis (ruddy duck), 5189 nucleotides long. RefSeq names its product synaptotagmin like 2 (gene SYTL2). NCBI's taxonomy places the organism in Eukaryota, Metazoa, Chordata, Aves, Anseriformes, Anatidae. Gene Ontology annotation, molecular function: small GTPase binding; neurexin family protein binding. Gene Ontology annotation, biological process: exocytosis; intracellular protein transport. The record is from RefSeq and is a predicted model, not a curated record. The coding region runs from base 329 to 4114 and encodes 1261 amino acids. The transcript is spliced from 14 exons. Gene Ontology annotation, cellular component: exocytic vesicle; plasma membrane.
UGAUCUUGUUGAGGAACGAGAUGCUAAACACACUUUCAAGCCUGACAAACAUGCCGAUGAAUUUGUGAAAGUGGCUGAUGAAUCUGUGUCAAAAGUCUUAGACUGGUUUAAAAGAAGUUCUGGUACUGAAGAUAGGAAAUCUGUAUCAACUAGAUCUCAAGGCAGGGAACUUGAAGUUGGCUCUUCAACUGGAACAACAGUUCUUCCUACAGAAUACAGUGGAACUAGCGUGGAUGGAAUACCAGAAGCUAUAGAAGAGUUACCAUCUGGAAGGGAUAAACAACUGAAUGCUAUUUCACCCACAACAGUUAUUUCAGAAGAUAAACAGAUGAUAAAAGAGAGGAGGAAACCUAAGCAGGGGGAAGACAAUGAGAAGCAAAAUGACAAAUCAGUAACUGAGCCUGACUGUACAAGAAUCGAAGAUAAAGAAUCGGGUCAAGAAAUCAAGCAACAAAAUCAAAAAUCACAUGUCUGGGAACAUCAUGAACACAAGCUACCAGCUCAGAAAUAUGAAUCGGAGAAGGCAGUAAGAGAAAAAAGAAGAAUAAGGGAAAUUAGAGCAUUCUGGGAAAGGGAUAAAACUAUCCCCAGUCACAGAGAGAAAGAAGUUGGUAUCAAUACUAAUGCAUCAGGUGGUGGUGCAUUGAAAGGUCUCAGAGAAAGUGACAAAAUAAAGCCAACUACAGAACACCUGCCUUAUGGAUUGGAUGAUCAGAGCGAGAAUACACUAAGAAGUGCUGAACUGAGAUGUGCAAAUGUGGCUUCAAAAAAUGAAUGUCAAAACUCUUCUGAGUUUGGAAGAGGGUGUGAGGUUAGAAAACCAGAAGGAACACUUCCAGCUGAUGGUGAAAUUCAGGAAGCCACAACAUUGGCAAAAGCCAGUAACAUAAAGCGUAGAAUUUCUGCCACUUCAGCUUCCCCAGAAAUAAUUAAAGAUAAAGAUGGGAAAGAAACAUCUAAAGGAAAAGUUGGUGCUUGUUCCCAACAGAAGCCCAGCUUCCAGGUUUUUACUUUAAAAGAAAAAACGAAUGAGAAGUCCAAGAAUCAAAUUUCAAAUCCUUCACAGUUUCAGAGUUUGAGAAACUUCUGGGAUGCUGGAGUUAAAUUACAGAGCAGCCUUAACAGGGGAGAUGUUUCUUUGCCAAAUAAUACUGUCCAUAAUAAUACUUCAAUAACCCAUGAAAGAAAAUCAAAGGAAGAUAAGGGCAGAGAUAAUGUGAACAAGCAAGUGUUAAUCCAACAUCAAACACAAGCCUCUGAGAGAGAAAAAACAGAGAAAUUAGAUUCUGUGAUACGUGAACUGCCUCUAGGAUCUCUUACCUUAAAAGGUCUGAAGGUAACACACACACAAAACACAGACUCUGUCCAGCCAGUCAAAAAGCCAGUUAUCUCUCAACCCCAGGAACAGAUGGGUCUUCAAGAGCAUGAAGUUAAAGAACAUAUAGAAAAAAGUAUUGUUUCAUCAAAGGAACAUCCUCUCAGAGGAUCUCAGAAGAUGCAAGCUGGUUUGCAGAACCUGCUCAGAGAAACCUCCGUAUGUCAACCCCCAGAAUUAAGGGUAGGGAUGAAAGCAUCUGAAACAAUAAAUAAUAUAUCACAAACUAAUUGUACUGGAGAAUCAAUAUGCCAGCAAGAUACCAGUCAGUCUGAAGAGGUCAAUGAGACCGCAGAGAGGUCUGUUGCCCCAUCCAAGGUCAGUGGCUUGAGUUCAGCUUUAGAGAAACUGAUGAAGGAGGCCUCUGAAACACCACCUCCUAAACCAAGGCGUGUGGACAGGACGUUACAGAGGACUGCUGAGAUGCAAGUUAAAAGUGUGACCUACCAACACAAUGGAGCGUCAGUGCAGGAUAAGACUGGUGAGACCACAGAAACAUCUGCACUGUCCAAGGCUGAAUAUAAACAACUUCAUGUUAACUUGCAAAAAUUACUGAAAGAGGUCUAUGAGACACCAGGUCCUAUGCUGGAGAACAUGGAUGAAAAGAUGCAAGGUAAAACGUCAUCCAGGCAAAGUAUGUGUCCUCCGUCUCGAGAAGAGAGAGAUCACCCUCGAGAAGUAGAAGAAACAAUAGAAAAAACUUCUGUUUCAAAUACUGCAAAAUUCAGAGAUUUCAGUAGCUUGUUAGAAAGGCUACUUCAAGAAGCAUCUGAAGCUUCGUCUCCGGUAUCGCGGGAGGUACAUAAACAAGAGAAGUCUAGGGAUCGUAUGUUUCCAUUACAAAAAGAGUCUCUGUUCACGACAACGUCACAGCCUUAUCAUAAUGCUUUAACCACUUACCAUACACAGAUGAAGACAACUAUCAAGAGUGGAGCUCCAGAACAAAAUAUCGAGGCUUCAGUAGAUAUUGAAGCCUCUGAUCUACUUAAAAGAAAUGGGGCUCUUAAUCAAAAAGAACAGAGAAACAUGCCAGCAAUAGAUCUUCCCCUGGAAGGAGAGGCUAAUACAGCUGUGAACAGGCCAUUCAAGGUAAAUGCCCUAGGAAGGACAGAUGAAAGCACAUCCUUGGAUGCCUCUGAAAAUAAUCUAGAACUAAAAGAACUGUUGCAAAUGAGAAGAACCAGCACAUCUCUUAAAGAUGAGAGCAAUUCCCCCCAGCCAGGAGGAGCUCGACUCUGCCUGGCCUUUCAGCACGAGGAUAAUGAUGAAGAAGAUGGUGACAGCUCAAAUUUGGGAUCCAGGUUUUCAGAUGAAAACUCUGAUUCUGGAACUGGAAGUUCAACUCGUUCAGAAGAAGACUUAAAUCCUGUUUUGAUGGCUUUGAAAAGGAGUGCAGAUAGGAAAAUGCCUUCCAAAAGUCUAGAGGACAUUCCAUCAGCCACCUCAAAUAAAGGAAAAAUAAAAAUUCCAAAGGAAGAAUUAGCUCUUAGUGCUGAAGAUGGUCUGAAAACUGAUCAAGAUCAAGAGAGGAAUGAAAAUGCAGCAGGAAUCUCCGCAGUGCCUCCGCAGCCCGAUAAGCUGUUUUCCAAUCCUGAAAAACUCAAAGGACUGAGCAAGUCGGUACCGUCGUUCCUGCAGGAAGAGAGUGAUGACAGAGAGACAGAUACAGCAUCAGAAAGCAGUUAUACCCUUGGCAGGAUCAAGAAGAGUCCCAGCUCUCUAACCAAUCUUAGCGGUUCCUCUGGCAUGGCCUCCUUAUCCUCUGUGAGCGGAAGCCUAAUGAGUGUCUACAGCGGAGACUUUGGCAAUGUUGACGUGAAGGGGAACAUUCAGUUUGCUAUUGACUACGUAGAACAGCUGAACGAGCUCCACGUUUUUAUUUGCCAGUGUAAAGACUUGGCAGUGGCAGAUGUCAAGAGACAGCGUUCAGACCCGUAUGUGAAGACCUACCUGCUUCCAGAGAAAUACAAGCUGGGCAAACGGAAGACCUCCGUGAAAAAGAAAACUUUUAAUCCGGUCUAUAAUGAAAUACUGCGGUAUAAAAUUGAGAAGGAUCUCCUGAAGAACCAUCACCUUAAUAUCUCUGUCUGGCACAACGAUACCUUUGGGAGGAAUAGCUUCCUUGGUGAAGUAGAGCUGGAUUUAGGAACUUGGGACUGGAAUGAUAAAUCCAACAAGCAGAUCAACUGGUUUCCACUCAAGCCAAGGACUUCAGCAAUGGCUCUGGAACUAGAAAACAGAGGGGAGAUGAAACUAGCCCUCAAGUAUGUUCCCCAGCCUACUGGAGGGAAGAAGACUCUGCCCACUGGUGAGGUGCACAUCUGGGUGAAGGAAUGCCAUGACCUUCCUCUUCUGAGGGGCAACAGCCUCAACUCUUUUAUCAAGUGUACCAUUCUUCCAGAUACGAGCAGAAAAAGUCGCCAGAAAACAAGAACAGUGGCAAAAACUACAAACCCGGUAUUCAACCAUACCAUGGUCUAUGAUGGCUUUAGACCAGAAGAUUUGAAAGAAGCCUGCAUCGAACUCACAGUCUGGGAUCACAACAAACUUGCCAACCACUUUCUGGGAGGUCUCAGGAUAGGCCUUGGAACAGGCAGAAGCUAUGGAACUACAGUCGACUGGAUGGAUUCCACUUCAGAUGAAAGUGCCCUGUGGGAGAAGAUGAUGAACUUGCCGAACACGUGGGUAGAAGAUACUCUGCCUCUCAGGAUGCUAAUGGUUGCCAAACUGACAAAAUAAGGUGGCUUUUGAAUUGCUAGUGUCAAAAGGACAACUUGGGAAUGGAAUUGAAAGGUGUGGGGGUGAAGCUUGGAAGAGGCACACAGCAGCUCUUUGAUAGUCUCUGUUCUGUUGCUCUUCUGUUCUUGUGCUGUCAAAUGUCACUGCGUAUUCCAAACUAAAAUUCAGCCCGCAGAUGAUUAUGUAAAUUGAAGGCCUUCUUUUAUUUCUUAUUCACUGAACAUGUAUUCAAGUAAGAACCUACUUAGAGAAUUCAGAGGCAGAGGUAGCUGUGAUACUUGAAUGCUUGUGUCGCCAAACUGAAGCGUUGCUGAUUCCUUAAAGCUAAAUUGCCAGGAAAAAAAAGGAAAAGCAAGUAAAUUUUCUGUAUACUUGGAUUGUUUGUGAGAUGUUACUGUUAGUAAGAUAGCAACAGGUUGCAUUUUGUUCAUGCUCAUUGGCACAUUUCUCUGGCUGAAUCCUCAUGAUGCUAUAUUGGAUCUCUCCAGCUAGGAAUACGAGCGUGCAGAUUUUUUUUUAAAGUCCCUUUGUCUGUAGUUACACAUUUCUAUGAUCUGAAAGUUGCUUCUGUCACUAAAGAAGCACUACACGAAAUGGUACUGUUGAUGCCUUACUCUGCAAGGCGUAGAGGACUGUUAAUUCCGAUGUACUAUGAAAAGUUGGGGUUAUAAAGUUUGCUUCUAUAUUUGUGAAUUACCUUGCUAGUAUAUUGAUGACACUUUUAAAUGCUGAAGGCGCAGAGGUCAAAUGUUUUCAUUCAAAUGCUCUUCCCGAGGAUCUGAACUUGCCAGUUUUACUCAUGACGAAUGUUGGGUAUUUAUUUUUGUAAAGUGUACUCAUUGUCUGUACCGAUACCUAUUAUUAGCUUGUAUUUUUGCAAAAGGUAACUUACCGGUUCUUCAGCGCCACCGUUAGGAGAACGCCGGGGUUAUGGCGGGCUGGGUUUAGGCAGCUUUGCGGCAUUUGAAAUGGAAUUUGGCACGUGUGGAAAUGCGUACCACUGAAGGAAGAUAAAUGCAUAAAAUACAAAAUGUAUUACUUUUUUUUUAAAUAAAAGCAGUCUUAUUAAAGCUAA